CUGCUCGAUUCGUGCGCUGUCAGAAGACUCGAAAGCUAUAUUCGGGAUCCACCGAUGUACAGGCAAGCAGGCCAUACUUUUAUAAGCUGCCUUGUCUUGAAGAACUAACCAAACAAUAUUUCAUCUGAAAUCAGGUAGAUCUCCUCUCCCUGAUCAAACCAAGCAGGUCUCCGGAGGUGCGUCUUAGUCAUAGAUAGUUCAACUUCAAGGACCAAGAGCAAGAUCUCAAGUCAUCGCGUAUCAAUAAAAAAGAUAUUCUUCAAUUCUUUUUUUCAGUACUCACACUUUCACAGUAAUGACACAUGUAUUGCUGUUAGUGUUGAGCAGGAUCGAUCUUCACGGGGAUCUUCAUUUCAAGUUUGGUCAUUUCAAUUCAUAUCAAGACACCGUUUGAUUUGACACUAUGGCGUCGAGAAGUGUACCGUCUGAUGACGAACUUCUCUCCAUUGCGAUUACAUUUACUCGUCCAGAAGAUUUUUUCAAACUUGGAGUUGGGUUGAAAUUUGAGAUUCCUGCGCUGAGAGAUUCCAUUAAAGAUAACUAUAAUGAUGUAUUCAUAGCAACAUUAGCUACUCUUCAACAAUGGAGGGAUCAUAAAAGCGAAGGAGAUGGCACAAAGACCAAACUUUUUGCAAUCUUGAAGCAACAAGGAUUUGACGCUGCUGCUAAUGUGCUGCUCUCAGGUGAUAGUGCUUCUGAUAACCAGAUUCUUGGGGUUUACGCACCAUCUGAGAGUUCAGCAAGUAUUACGAAGAGAAGUGUUACAUUCGAGAGUGAUGGGGAUGAUAUCAGCAUGGUUACAUCAGCCAUGUCAUCACCUGAUGAUUCCUUUUCGGUCAAGAAAGACAGCAAAUUCGGUGGAAAGGGUAUGAGCUCUCCAAGUGUUUCUUCUCACAGAGGCUCAGAAAUUCCAAGUGAAUCAAGGAGUACUGGGUUAACACAUGCUCUUGGACAACUACAUGUCAUACCAAAUACAGGUAAUGAUAGCCGUGUUGAAGAAUGGGUCAAGAAAGGAGAUGGUUUAACAGAGAAAAGAGGAACUCCUGGAGCUGAUAGGCUUUCAGGAAUUCAAGUAUCUAUUGGUCACCUUGAAACCUUGAGGCUUGAAGAUUAUCAAGGAGAACUUGCUGAGCCUGCUCUUCUAGGCCUUAAUACGUGUGUAGUAGCCCCGACUGGUUCAGGAAAAACAUACAUUGCUGUUGCCGUGGCUCAGGAAGUCCUUAGGAAAGCACCGGAGAAAAAGGUUAUCUUUGUUGUCAACCAGGUACCCCUUGUAUACCAGCAGAGUACUGUCUUCAAGAAAUACAUCAAAGAUGUUGCGUACAUCUGUGGCGAUCAUGGCCAGUCCCAAGAUACACGUCUUCCCAUAGACCAGGUCUUGAAGAAGAAUGACGUGGUGGUACUAACGGCUCAGAUACUUGUGGAUGCCUUGGCCAAGGGACAAGUCUCUCUGAAAACAAUUGGACUGAUUGUCCUUGACGAGUGCCAUGAGACAAAGAAAAAGAGUCAAUACAAUGCUAUCAUGGCACAAUACAUGCAGCAGAAACUGAAGGGAGUGAAACCCCUCCCACAGAUCCUUGGCAUGACAGCAUCUUUAGGAGUAGGUAAUGCCCGUAUUCACAAGAAUGCCAUUGAGUACAUGCUGAAGAUCUGUGCCAACAUGGAUGUCGUGAAGCUAUCCACCGUCAAGAAACAUAAAAAGAGUUUGGAACAGGUUGUCACAAAGCCCGAUGAAGGAAUACACAUUGUGACGGGUAGAAUUGAUGAUCCUUUUGCUGAAGAAAUACAGGACCUCAUGUUUAACGUCUUCACGUUUAUCAACUCAAGUACAGGAAGCACUGUUCUUAAAAAGACAAUCGACAAGCUCUCUAGCCUCAGAAGCAGCAACCAUUCCAGAGAGAACUUCAGCCAUGUCCUUUGCAAGUUACAGAAGGAGAUUGCCAAUAAUUCUCAAUCAAAUGAUUUGCAUCUCAGUCUCAUGAUUUGUGCUGAAUACCUCAAGGAAUUCAGCAGCGGGCUGGCCAUCCAUGAAACUGUACGAACCAAGGAUGCUUUGAAUUAUCUUCGAAACUUCAUCAACAAAAAGAAAAAAAAAACUAAGAUCUUAGAUGCAGAGAAAACUCUCCUUAGAAUGUUCAGUGAGAAGCAGCAGAAGCUUGAAAGGCUCUCAAGGAGUCCCAACUCCCCAGACAACCCAGCCCUGAUAGAGCUUAGAAUCCUGAUGGAGCGAGACAUCGCCAAUUGUCAGGACCAGGUCACUCGUGGUUCGUUCCGAGCCAUUCUCUUUACCCAGACCAUCGCUUCUACUUGGGCCCUCAAGAAUUGGGUCAUGGAGACGGAGCCCCUCAAAGACCUUCAUCCGGAAGUCCUGGUUGGCUGUAGAAACCCAGGUAUGAACUUACGUCACCAGACCGAAGUCCUGGACAAAUUCCGUAAUGGCGUACACAGGCUUCUCAUAGCAACAUCAGUGAUUCAGCAAGGCAUUGAUGUCCCAGAUUGUAACUUUGUAUACAGAUACAACUACAUCACUGAUGCUGUAGCCCGUAUACAAGCAAGAGGUCGAACCCGGAAACCAGGAGGGCGCUUUGAUCUGGUGGUCCACAGUUACAGAGGCCUGGAAGGGAAGGAUAAGCUUAGUAAGGAACAAGAACAGAUCAUGCAGGAAGCUACUGAUGCCUUGUCAUCACUUACCAUUGAGCAGAUGAUACAGGGGACUGGCCCAUACCAGAAGCAGCGUGAUGUGCAGAUCUUCGAUCAACAGAGACCCAAGCCGUUAGAUGUGCACAAUCACAGUUACCAUUGCAAACGUUGUAACGCCGAAGUCUGCUUCUCAGAUGACAUCAGAGUUGUUCCUGGAGGACAUCACGUGGUCAUCAAUGGCCAGAUCUUCAGAAAGGUCAGGAUCGUGGCUUCCAGCACACAAGAUCACGAACAUGAAGAUGUAAGACAGUGGUCAUCGGUUGAACAUGCCAAGAAAGAAAUCAGAUGCGUUGAUGAGCGAUGUGAUUUCAAGCUUGGAAGCAUUUGGAAAUGGAAAACUCGGACUCUGCUUGCAUUUUCCAUCGAUGCACUAAGGCUUCGGUCUCGAAUUAAGAACAAGACCUACAAGAAUUGGGGUUCACUUCCAUUUAUAUUUCAUGAAGUACCAAUUGAAGAGGCUUGCUUUGAUGACAUCCCUGGCACCGUGUGAUACAGUCUAUGCAAGGGAGAAAGGUGGCUUAGGUAGAAGUCAGGCUUAUUGCUUAGAUCGCUUGACUUUCAUUUUGUUUUUAGUGUUUGGUAAUGGA
Molecule: messenger RNA, 3287 nt
Organism: Lytechinus pictus (painted urchin)
Lineage: Eukaryota; Metazoa; Echinodermata; Echinoidea; Temnopleuroida; Toxopneustidae
Product: antiviral innate immune response receptor RIG-I-like
Exons: 17
Coding region: 404-3190 (928 amino acids)
Cellular component (GO): cytoplasm
Molecular function (GO): DNA binding; zinc ion binding; hydrolase activity
Source: RefSeq, a predicted model, not a curated record